AUGUUAAGACAAUUGGGUACUACUAGGAUCCUUUUACCAAAUUUACGACCAAUACGUUAUAUAACUAUGCCUCCAGCAACACCAUCAUCAUCAUCAUCAUCAUCAUCAUCAUCAGCAAGAGAAAAUAAUGUCAGUAAAGGUAGGAAACAACAGGCUACUUUGGGAAGAUUCUUCUCUUCAAUAAAUCACAAGAAACCUACAAAGGAUACUGCACUCAAAAAUGAAAGUAAAGAAGAAACAAAGGAAGAAAACAAGGAUGAUUCCGACUCAAUUCCACGAAAAAAAAUACGUUUAUCAACAUCUUCUUCUUCUCCAAGUAUAAUGGCAGAAAGUAAACCCAAAUCACCAAUAAAAUUAAAUACUGAACGCUCAUCCUCCCCUGCAUCAGCAUCAGCAUCGACUACACCAACACCAAUCGUAGCAGAUCACACAUUAGACCCUAAGACUGCCGUAAGUAAGCCAUUUUUAUGUGCCAUCCCAUAUAAAGAAGUUUGCCAAUUAUUCCAAGAAAUAGAAACUACAUCCUCCCGUCUCUCCAUAAUCAAACUAUGUUCAGACUUUUUAAUCAAGAUAAUGAAACAAGACCCACAAAACUUGAUCCCCGUAACGUAUCUAUUCAUUAACAAAUUAGGACCAGACUAUGAACCUGGUCUUGAAUUGGGUCUCGGGGAAGGAUUACUCAUGAAGACGAUUAGUGAAUCAUGUGGGAAAUCAUUGACACAAAUUAGAGCACAAUAUAGAGAAUUAGGUGAUUUGGGUCAGAUUGCGUUGGAAGCUAGGAAUGUACAACCUACUAUGUUUAAACCAAAACCAUUGACUGUAGGGGAAGUUUUCAAUAAUUUGAAAAUGAUUGCAAAGGCUGCGGGGAAAGAUAGUCAGACUAAGAAGAUUAAAUUGAUUAAGAGGAUGUUGACAGCUUGUGAAGAUGGUGUGGAGGCCAAAUUUUUGAUUAGAUCUUUGGAAUCUAAAUUGAGAAUUGGGUUAGCCGAGAAGACUGUCUUGAUUUCAUUAUCUAAAGCACUGUUAGUUAAAGAAUUUGAUGCUAAUAAGGAUUUUGAUAUGGAAUUAUUGGAAACUGCUGAGGGGAAAAUUAGAGACGCAUUUUGUCAAGUACCCAAUUAUGAAAUUGUUAUUAAUUCUUGCCUUCAAUACGGGAUUAUGAACUUGAAUGAACAUUGUUCCUUAAGACCUGGGAUCCCAUUAAAACCUAUGUUGGCUAAACCAACAAAGGCAAUUAAUGAAAUCUUGGAUAGAUUUCAAGGUGAAACUUUUACUUCAGAAUAUAAAUAUGAUGGUGAGAGAGCUCAAGUACAUUUAUUGGAAGAUGGGACUAUGAGGAUCUAUUCUAGAAAUGGUGAAAAUAUGACUGAAAGGUAUCCUGAGAUUCAUAUUGGUGAUUUCGUUAAAGAUAGGAAUGAAACAAAGACUUUGAUCUUGGAUUGUGAAGCUGUUGCAUGGGAUAAAGAACAACAAAAGAUAUUACCCUUUCAAGUAUUGAGUACAAGAAAACGUAAAGAUGUGUUAGCGAAAGAUGUGAAAGUAAGAGUUUGUUUAUUUGCAUUUGAUAUUCUUUGUCAUAACUCUAAUAAAUUGAUAAACUAUAGUUUAAAGGAAAGAAGAGAGAUACUACAUAGGGUGACUACUCCCGCACCCGGAGAAUUUCAAUACGCUACCGAAUUAACCACAUCUAAUUUAGAUGAAUUACAAAAAUUCUUAGAUCAAUCCGUAAAUGAUUCUUGUGAAGGCUUAAUGGUUAAGAUGCUUGAAGGUGAAGAAUCACAUUACGAACCAAGUAAAAGAUCUCGUAAUUGGUUAAAAUUGAAGAAAGAUUAUCUAGAAGGUAUAGGAGAUUCAUUAGAUUUAUGUGUCCUAGGUGCAUAUUAUGGUAGAGGCAAAAGAACAGGUACAUAUGGUGGGUUUUUACUUGGUUGUUAUAAUGAUAAUACAGGUGAAUUUGAAACAUGCUGCAAAAUUGGUACAGGGUUUUCAGAUGAGAUGUUACAACAAUUACACGAGAAAUUGAAAGCAACGGUUAUCGAUGGUCCAAAGGCCACCUAUAUUUAUGAUUCUAGUGCUGAACCAGACGUAUGGUUUGAACCAUCUUUAUUAUUCGAAGUGCUAACGGCAGACCUUUCACUAUCACCUAUCUAUAAAGCAGGGAGCUCAGCAUAUGAUAAAGGUGUGUCAUUGAGAUUCCCAAGAUUCAUUCGUAUUAGAGAAGACAAAGGUGUAGAAGAUGCAACAUCAUCAGAACAAAUUAUCGAACUGUAUGAGAAUCAAAGUCAUAGAUCAAGUUAG
Naumovozyma dairenensis CBS 421 is the source of this 2298-nucleotide messenger RNA. It is a transcript of the gene CDC9, whose product is annotated as DNA ligase (ATP) CDC9. Gene Ontology annotation, cellular component: nucleus; mitochondrion. Gene Ontology annotation, molecular function: ATP binding; DNA binding; DNA ligase (ATP) activity. NCBI's taxonomy places the organism in Eukaryota, Fungi, Ascomycota, Saccharomycetes, Saccharomycetales, Saccharomycetaceae. The record is from RefSeq and is a predicted model, not a curated record. The transcript has a single exon. Gene Ontology annotation, biological process: DNA biosynthetic process; DNA recombination; DNA repair. The coding region runs from base 1 to 2298 and encodes 765 amino acids.